Messenger RNA from Oppiella nova, 381 nucleotides. Lineage: Eukaryota; Metazoa; Arthropoda; Arachnida; Sarcoptiformes; Oppiidae. The record is from the annotation of a GenBank genome assembly.
UAAUUGGGAUAACUAACCGAGAGAGCACCUUAUCGAACAAAAACCUGCAUGCUGCUUUCCUCAGGACAAUCGCUCCGUUUUCACAUCAGGCGGACGUCUGGAUAGAGAUCUUGAUUCGACUCAAGUAUUUGAGUGUUGUAUUCAUCCACAGCUCCGACAGCGAUGGCAGGAGUACUUUAGGACGCUUUCAAAACUUAGCCGACAUUUCAAAUAUAAAAGUCGAGUCAGUAAUUAAGUACGAACCGGGAAUUCCUAACAUAGUCCUAGAGUUAGAAGAGGCCAAAAGGGAGCUCUUCUGUCGGGUAUUCAUAUUGUAUGCCAAUGAAGAGGACGGACACAAUAUUUUCCAACAAAUAUACUCACAAAAUAUGACUGAUUCAG